Messenger RNA from Schistosoma curassoni, 1065 nucleotides. Lineage: Eukaryota; Metazoa; Platyhelminthes; Trematoda; Strigeidida; Schistosomatidae. The record is from the annotation of a GenBank genome assembly.
AUGCACCGUUACAUGAGGAAAUUUGUAUGCUUCUUGUGCUUACUAAUCAGUUGCAAUUUAAAUUUCAUUUGUCCAAACGGAAAAUCAAAAUUUGCGACUUCAAACUUCCUGCACAUUGUACCUCAAAAAUCGGUCCUUAGUGAUAUUAAAUCUCAUGCUUUAUAUCUGACAAUCCUUUUGAAUUUCAACGCAUCGCGAGAAUGUUUGGGAUCCAUUGGAAGAAUCGAGAAUUAUGUUAAUCAGAUUUGUUCACGUUACACGUGUCAAAAACAUGAUGAGAUUCUACACGGUGUUGGUUUCGGAAUUGACUAUUUCAGAAAAAUCAGUCCUGGUUUCCGACUCAGAGGCAUCAAAAACUAUGAAUAUCGUGAAAGAUCUGGAAAGUUUGGUAAACUGCCUAAAACAGGUGGUGAUAUAUUUGUCCAUGCAAAGUGUAAUGAUCAUGGCAUGUUGUUCGAUUUGGCAAAAUCCAUCAUUCAGAAUAUGCCGCGUGGAUGUGUGGAUAAAUUUGAAGAUAUUUACGGUUGGAUAUAUCGGGAUAGGCGUGAUUUGAGUGAAUUCAUUGAUGGCACGGAAAACCCUAAGUUUUUGGAUGAACGAGCUGAAGUGGCGAUCAACAAACAAACAGGUGGAAGUUAUGCUCUUGUUCAGAAAUGGGUUCACAAUAUGAGUUUGCUUCAGGAGACAGCUGAUGAGACAAAAGAACAAUGGAUUGGUCGAACUAUAAAUGAUAGCCAUGAGAUGAUAAGAAAACCAAACACAUCACAUGUUGCCAGAAUGGUUGGAUCUGAGGAGUUUAAAGCUAAGAAGAAACAUAAAAUUGUUCGACAAGCUCAACCAUUUGGAACUUUAUCUGGAGGUGCUGGUCUCUUAUUCAUAGCAUACGCAGCAGAUACCGAGAAUUUCGAUUUCAUGCUGGAUCGAAUGACUGGUGAUAGUGAUGACAAGAUAAAUGAUAAUUUAAUGCUGUUCAGUCUAUGUGUUACUGGAAACUAUUGGUAUUUUCCUAGUCUAUUUGAAUUUAACCUUCUAGUCCGUAAUCUGCCAAUAACAAUUUUGUUGUAA